AUGGCCGACACCAACUCUUCCAAGUCUGGCCACAGCUUGACCGCCCGUGAGUUAGAAGUUGUCUGUGCAGCCUUGAAGAAUAUCAAGGGUGGCGGUGAAAUUCAAUUUGACUACACGGGCAUGGCCUCAACGUUGGGUCUCAAAAAUGAAGCAUCUGCAUGUUCCAUGUGGGCCAAGGUCAAGAAGAAGCUCUUCACAGAAGGUGAAAAUGUUGGAUCCGUUCCCAAGUCCACAAAGAAGAAUACCAAAACUGCAGUCUCGGCCAACGAGGGUGCUGCCAAUGGCGUUGAGACUCCCAACGCCGGCGCUGGCGAUGCCUCUGAUGAAGUCGCUACACCCGUCACUCCCGCCGCCGGAACCCCUAAGAAGCGAGGUCGCAAGUCCAAUGCUGAGAAUGCAGCAGCAGCUAUGGUUGCGAUUGGAGCUAAGAGUGCGGGUGCGGGUGCAACGGCAAAUGAUCAAGAUGCCUCUCCCACAAAGAAAGCUCGCAAGACUCCUGCCAAAAAGUCGGCUGUCGCACCUGCUCCUGAUGCUCCCGCUGAUAUGAACGCUGAUGCGGGCACGAUCGAAGCCACCAUCACUGAGUCGAAUGGCACAGACCUCGAGGCUUAG
Exophiala aquamarina CBS 119918 is the source of this 612-nucleotide messenger RNA. RefSeq lists its product as uncharacterized. Bases 1 to 612 code for a protein of 203 amino acids. The transcript is spliced from 3 exons. Lineage: Eukaryota; Fungi; Ascomycota; Eurotiomycetes; Chaetothyriales; Herpotrichiellaceae. The record is from RefSeq and is a predicted model, not a curated record.